This is a messenger RNA of Melanotaenia boesemani (Boeseman's rainbowfish), 2752 nucleotides long. RefSeq names its product spondin 2a, extracellular matrix protein (gene spon2a). Gene Ontology annotation, biological process: cell adhesion. The record is from RefSeq and is a predicted model, not a curated record. Bases 143 to 1147 code for a protein of 334 amino acids. Lineage: Eukaryota; Metazoa; Chordata; Actinopteri; Atheriniformes; Melanotaeniidae. The transcript is spliced from 6 exons. Gene Ontology annotation, cellular component: extracellular matrix.
GAGAAAUUUGGAAAGAGAUAAAGGCAGGCAGCAGAGGGAUAAAGGCUGAUAAGGCUUUACCAGUUAGAGAAGAGUGAGCGGAACGUUAUCCUCCCUGUGAAUUUGCUGCUGUUUCUCUCUUUCACUGACUGAUCCAACACAGAUGAUGUCAUCAGAGAACCUGACCUGUGGUUGGCUGCAGCAGCUACUCGUCGUGCUUGUGAAGCUUUGUCUCACUCUUGCUGGGCCUCUGCGACCUCCCAAUGGGACAGACUGCACAGCCAAGAGUCCUGCUUCCUACAUCCUGGUCUUUACAGGUCACUGGAGCCCGCAGGCAUUCCCAAAACAGUAUCCGCUGUUCAGGCCCCCUGCGCAGUGGUCCAAGCUCAUAGCGGUCAGCCACAAUCGCCAAUUUAGGCUUUGGGAGGAGGGUGCUUCAGCCAGUCCAGGGGUGCAGAACUUUGCUGAACUUGGGGUGACGGUGGAGCUGAUGAGGGCAGCCAAGGAGGCCAGGAGGAAACGCACAGUCGGCGCUAUGCACCGAACGGCCGGCAUUCCCAACGGCAUUGGCCACAGCUCCACAGAGAUGCUCAUGCAGCCCCGGAACUCACUGUUGUCCCUGAUGGUGAAGAUGAUCCCCAGCCCCGACUGGUUUGUGGGUGUGGACAGUCUGAAUCUUUGUGAGGGUAACCAAUGGAAACAGGAAGUGACCCUGGACCUUCAGCCUUAUGACGCAGGGACGGACAGUGGAUUCACUUUCUCCUCUCCCAACUUCCCCACUAGCCCCUCAGAAAACAUCACAAAGAUCACGUCUCAGAAACCGAACCACCCAGCCAACUCAUUCUACUACCCGCGCCUAAAGGAGCUUCCACCUAUUGCCAGCAUAAAGCUCACUCGGCAGCAAAGAUCUCCUGACCGUCAAAGCUCGAUGUCUAAUCACAUUUUGCCAAACUCCAUCAGUCCUCAGCGCUUCUCAGCGACACCUCUGGAUUGUGAAGUUUCCCUCUGGUCAUCCUGGGGUCUAUGUCUAGGCCCCUGCUCCAGGGGUGGUGUUCGUCAUCGCACACGUUACAUCCUUUUGCGACCGGCCAAUGCUGGCAGCCCUUGCCCUGAAUUGGAGGAACAGGCUGAAUGUAUGCCACACAGCUGCAUGAAGAAACGGCAGUAAACCACAACGUGCACAAGCACAAGCACAGACUCAGAUUUUUAUCACUGCCGGACUGAGAAAAUGUUGCUGGAUCUUGAGCAUCUCUAAUGAUAGAUUUUUCUUUUAUUUCCUAUUUUCUUGCAGCCAUACUGUGGACGUUAGCUGUAUUUUUGUUGAAAAGUGAUUAGUUCAGAGCAAAUACUCCUCUGAAUAUCUUUUAGGAGCAGUAAAAAGAAAUUUAAAGUGUUUUGGAAAAACUGUUGAAUGAGUAAUCAGGCUCAAAACAAUAGCUUAGAUGUUUUAUAGUGUAAAAUAAUUUUAUAAAUGUACAACUGUAUUCCCAAUAGAAUGGGAAAUGGUGUAAAAUGUAAAUAAAAACAAAAUGCGAUGAUUUAUAAAAUAUGUGAACCCUGUAUUGGACUGAAAACAUUACAAAGAUCACUUAACACAUUUAAGAAACGUCACUUACUUUUGAGAAACAUCUCCAUUUAAAAAAAAUGUUUAAAACAUUUGAGACAAAGGCAAGAAAAGACUGCUGACCUUGUGAAACAUCUUCCAGCUAAUUUGCUCAACUGCCAACAGGUCAGGAAAAGGCAGCAUAAAAAGAGAGCAUCCCAUACAGGCUAAAGCCCUCAGAAGAAAAGAAGAGGAGAGGUUCAACACCCCACGUUUUCAGAGUAAAGCUGCAUGCAAGUUUGGAGUUUAAUCAUUUGUGGUAGAUAAUAUCAUUAAAGAGAUUCGGAUAGUUUGAGAGAAAAUGUCUGCACACAAGGGACAAGGAUGAAAAACAUUACUGAGUAGCUGUGAUCUUCAAGCCCUCAGGCAACGCUGCAUUAAAACCAGACACUACGGCUCAGGAUCACCUCUGAAAACUAUCAUCAGUUAUCACGUUUCAACGAUGCAUCCCCUGAUGAAAGUUAAAACUUUACUAAGCUCUGGAAACACUGCUGCCUUCUCUGCGCCAAAGCUCAGUUAUGAUCAUGCACUGAGGCAAAGUAGAAAACUGUCCUUUGAUCUGACAAAUGAAUAUUAGAAAUGUUUUUUUUUUUAAUCAUGGACACUCUGUCCUCCAGGCUAAAGAUAAAAGGGAACACUCAUACUCGUAUUAUCAGUAGAAAGUGAAAAGCCAAUAUGUAGGUUUUGGAGCAAUAUAUGCUGCCAUGUAGACUACUAAUUUUACAGGGAAAAGUUUGCUUAACUUGUUGAUGGCAUCCAAAUUAAAAUAUAAAUAUAUUUAAAAAAAUUUUGACAUGUUGCCUUUGGGAUGUAAUUGAUUUACAAAAUGUUUUAUUGACAUCUCUUUUUACAUUUUUUAUAUUACUCUUUUUACAAGUUUUUUCAUUGUAUGUUCACAAUAGCAUUUUUUUUUUUAUUUACAACUGAUAGAGGCACACUAGUAACAUCAUAUACUUUUUCAUGCACACAUGUUCACAGAGAUCUGCACUUGAAGGUCCUUGCACAUACUGCAUCCUUAUGCUGCCAUGGAAGCGUUAGCACAGCUUUUAAAACUCUUUAAAAAUAACUUCACGCCCCUAUUUAUAAAGAUUGCCUCUUGUCAGAAUCAACUAAUAGCUGACUUUAAGCGCAGUCACUCCACCAUGGAUAUCCUGUUAUUCAAUAGAACAG